Messenger RNA from Oncorhynchus nerka (sockeye salmon), 2069 nucleotides. Its product is annotated as beta-catenin-like protein 1. Gene Ontology annotation, cellular component: spliceosomal complex. Lineage: Eukaryota; Metazoa; Chordata; Actinopteri; Salmoniformes; Salmonidae. Bases 105 to 1889 code for a protein of 594 amino acids. The record is from RefSeq and is a predicted model, not a curated record. The transcript is spliced from 15 exons.
GUAACAUUUGCUGUUUUAAGUUUGUAGCGGGACAUUGCGAGGCUGACAUAGCCACUAUUCAUUGUUGGUAACUGUAACGUUUGCCCGAAACUUAACAUUUCGUCAUGGACGUAGGCGAGCUACUGAAUUAUCAGCCUGACAGGGGGGCAAAGCGUCUGCGGGAUGAUGAUGAUGAUGAUGAUGGUGAUGACCCCAGAAGCAAGAAGGUUGGCAGAGACCUGGCCAGACGCCUGAAGAGUGACUGUGAUGACCCGAGUAGUGACAGGAAGAGGAUACUGGAGAAACUCAUGGAUGAUGAUGAGGACGCAGACGACCAAGAGGGUGAACCAGUGGAUGAGAGUUCGGUGAAGAAAAUGAUCCUGACCUUUGAAAAAAGGUCUUACAAAAACCAAGAGCUGAGGAUAAAGUUCCCAGACACCCCGGGGAGGUUCAUGGAAACAGAGCUGGAUCUGAAUGACAUCAUCCAGGAGAUGCAUGUCAUCGCCACCAUGCCUGAUCUCUACCACCUCUUGGUGGAGCUCAAUGCUGUCCAUUCCCUGCUGGGCUUACUCAGCCACGAGAACACAGAUAUUGCCAUUGCAGUGGUUGAUUUGUUACAAGAGCUGACGGACAUCGACACACUUCAUGAAAGUGAGGAGGGCGCGGAAGUACUCAUAGACUCUUUGCUGGAGGGACAGGUUGUGGCCCUUCUGGUGCAGAACAUGGAGAGGCUGGAUGAGCAGGUGAAGGAGGAGGCAGAUGGAGUCUACAACACAUUAGCCAUCAUUGAGAACAUGGCAGAGUUCAGGCCUGGCCUGUGCACAGAAGCAGCUCAGCAAGGACUCAUGCAGUGGUUGCUAAAGAGAAUAAAGGCACCAGGGAGCUCUUGGGGGAGCUGGAUGGGAUUGACGUUUUACUGCAGCAGCUCUCUGGAAAAGAAAAUGUCACGGACCAGCGCCCUGAAGGUCUUAGACCACGGCAUGAUUGGCCCAGAGGGUUCUGAUGACUGCCACAAGUUUGUGGACAUCCUAGGCCUGAGGACCAUCUUCCCCCUGUUCAUGAAGACUCCUAAAAAGAUGAGGAAAGCUGGGACAGUAGACAAAGAACAUGAAGAACACGUGUGUUCCAUCAUUGCUUCCUGCCUGCGGAACUUGAAAGCCCAGCAGAGGACGAGGCUCCUCAGCAAGUUCACAGAGAAUGACUGUGAGAAGGUUGAUAGACUGAUGGAGCUGCAUUUUAAGUACCUGGAAGCUGUUCAGCUGGCUGACAAGAGGAUUGAAGGAGAGAAACAUGACAUGGUUAAACGUGGUGAGAUUCUGGAUGAUGUGAUGGAGGAUGAGUUCUACCUACGGAGGCUGGAUGCUGGGCUGUUUGUCCUCCAGUUGCUCUGUUAUAUCAUGGUGGAGAUCAGCAACUCAGGGAUAUCCCAGCUGCAGCAGAGGGUGCAUCAGAUCCUGAACCUGAGGGGAGGCUCUGUCAAAGUGGUGCGGCACAUCAUGAGAGAUGAUAUAGGUUGUCUGUCCAGGCCUCUACACUCCAGCAGCCUCAGUGGUCUGGCCAGGCCGGGUGAAAUUACCUUAAUGUCUGAUGGGCUCGCACCAGAUGGGGACUCUUGGCCCUCAGCUCAGAGUGGGAGGUUCUGUGGAACCAAGAGUAUGCUGAAAACAUCGGGGACGGGAAGAGUGAGGAGUUCAAAGAGAGUGAGCAGAAGAGGAUUAUGGACCUGCUGGAGAACUUCUAACCCUAACCAAUCCCUGGGAGGAGUACCUAACCAGAACAGAGGUUCUCCACACACUCACAGACAGAAGAUACCAGUGUCCAGCAGGUGCAGAGAAGCUGUAUUGACUGCGCUCUCUGUGUGCUGGACUAUAGUGACUCAAAAUAUAAUAACAAAAGAUGUGCAAUCUUAAACUGCAACUCUUUCAGACUCACAUGUUUGUGGUGUUUGAUUUGUGUAUUUUGUAAUAAAAUCUCAUCCGGAUAAAUUGUUUUUGUGAUUUUAAACCCCCAUUUACACCUCAUUUCCAUUCUUCUUUUGAGAUAGAAAUGCUUAAGGAAUAAAAUAAAUUGCUAUCACAUUGUUUUCUGUG